Molecule: messenger RNA, 1691 nt
Organism: Hermetia illucens (black soldier fly)
Lineage: Eukaryota; Metazoa; Arthropoda; Insecta; Diptera; Stratiomyidae
Product: juvenile hormone epoxide hydrolase 1-like
Exons: 3
Coding region: 255-1643 (462 amino acids)
Biological process (GO): epoxide metabolic process
Molecular function (GO): epoxide hydrolase activity
Source: RefSeq, a predicted model, not a curated record
UCUCCGAGCUGAACAUAGAGAAUCUAGUUUCGCAAGGUCAGAAGAAGCUCGGAACGCACGUUGUAUCGGGCGUUACUUUGGGGUUGAAUAUUUGAACUUGAACUUGGAAGUGAUUUCAUAAAUUUUGGCAACCAAAACGCCGGGUGCCGUAGCUCUUCUCAGUCACUUUAUGUUUUCCUGCUUUACUUCUACUUAAACUUGGGUGUCAUUUAGCCAGAUUGGCUAGUUGUGACCAGUUGAUAGUCAGCUCCACAAUGGGGUUUCUAUGCCGAGCAGCUUUAGCCAUAUUUGUAGUGUUUGUUGCAUUCUCAGUUUACAAGCUGAGAGAAUUUAGCAAACCAAUAGAGGCUCCUAAAUUAGAUUUGGAUGAAUACUGGGGACCAGGUAACAAGGCAGACUACAAGGAAAAUACUGAAGUGGUGGGAAAUAGAAUCUUCUUUCCAGAAGAGGUUAUCGAAAAUUUAAAAAAAGAUCUGAAUAGAACAUUCGAAUUCCAAGCUCCACUUGAAGGUAUUGGGUUUGAAUAUGGAUUCAACACAGUCUACUUGCAGAAGGUCAUUAAGUAUUGGCGGGACGAGUACCUACCUAAAUGGAGAGCACGUGAACUUUUUUUGUGGAAAUGGCCACAUUUUACGACUGAUAUACAAGGGCUGCGGAUUCAUUACAUACACACCCGAUAUGAUGAUCCACCGAAAGGGAAGAAAGUUUUCCCACUUCUACUCCUCCAUGGUUGGCCUGGUUCCAUACGAGAAUUUUACGAUAUGAUACCUCUACUAGUUGACAACGCCGACAGCAAAUAUGCAUUUGAAAUUGUCGUCCCUAGUUUACCUGGAUAUGGUUGGUCACAGGGUUCAGCUAAGCCAGGUCUUGGCACAGCUGAAGUCGCUGUGAUAUUCCGCAAUCUAAUGUUCCGUCUGGGCUACAAGAAAUUCUUCAUUCAAGGAGGUGACUGGGGAUCAUUGAUUGGCGCAAAUAUCGCUACACUGUUUCCAGAUGCGGUUUUAGGAUAUCAUUCAAACAUGUGUGGUGGUAAUGCAUUCACCGCAAUGAUAAAAAAUACGAUUGCUAGCUAUUAUCCAAAACUUUUUGUUCCGGAGAGAUAUGAAGAUUUCUUCUUCCCAUAUUCGGAAAAGUUCAAGUUUCUACUUGAGGAAACCGGGUAUAUGCACAUUCAAGCCACAAAACCAGAUACAAUUGGAGCAGUACUAACGAAUAAUCCUGUUGGUUUGGCUGCCUAUAUUUUAGAGAAAUUUUCAACUUGGACAAACAAAGACUACAGAAAGCUAAGUGAUGGAGGUUUGGAGAAGAAGUUCACUUUGGAAGCUCUGUUGGAUAAUAUCAUGAUCUAUUACUUGACUAAUUCAAUUACAACAUCUCAACGUCUUUAUGCAGAAAGUUUAACCUUGCGUGAACUUGCACUUCAACUGGACCGUGUUCAAACUAACGUACCAACAGGAUGCGCCCGUUUCAAACAUGAUUUAUCUCAUGAAUUGGACUGGAGUCUAAAGGACAAGUUCACGAAUCUUAUCCAUAGUACAUAUCAUAAAGAUGGCGGUCACUUUGCUGCGUUUGAAUUGCCUGAAGUUUUGUAUAAAGAUUUCAUUGAAUUUGUUGAAAAAGUUGUUAAAUUGGAUAGCUUGUAAGUUUAUGAUUAUGCUUUUACAUUAAUAAAUAAAUUUUUUAUUCUGUAA